AUGAUACCGGGUUCUUGGACGAAUCUCACGAGGUCAGUCCUGCGACAGCCUUCGAGACGGUGUUGCGCCGAACAAGACAGCGUUACACCUCGUCCUGGAGUCACGACGACGACUCGUCGUGAUCGCCGGCUCUGUUCCAGUCGUUUCGUCGCAAUCCAGCUGUCCGGGGGCAGUUCGCACGACCGGUUCUAUCCUGCCAGAGCCGAAACCUUUCUCUCUUUCGUCGCUUUCCGGAGUCUUCGGAGGACGGGCCGAGUUUCUUCCGCGACCUUGAAGAAAUCGGCGGACGGAACUAUCUCGCCAUCAGAAAACGAACGAGAGGAUCCUUGGCAGGAAGCAGCUCUUCCGCGGGUCCAUGUGGCUCUCGAGGGGAGUCAUGUUACGCAGUCAUUGAAUCCGCAAUUUUCGCGGGUGGGUACUCGUGAUAAGCUUCGAUCCCAUAAACGCCUCAAGCAUCUGAAUCUCAAGUUCGCGUUCGCGGUCCGGUAUCGGUGGGAGCCGCGGGCGUCAGUCGUUGCUCGUGCGUGGUGCGAUGAGGACCUCCGCUCCCUCCUGAUCCGCACUCCAUCCGCACACACCCAUUUCACGUAUGACCCUUACUACUGUGGACUCCGUGCCAAGGCGAGCAAUUCCCCUCGAGGAGGUAACCCGAACGCCUUCAAGGAGGGUUUGUCGGGUCGAAAAGGAGGAGGAGGGACCAGGGGGAACAAUCACAACAACAACAAUAAUAACAACAAUUCCAUCAUCCCCGCUCAUACACCGUUCUUCCCGCUGAACCAUGCCAGGAGCAUGGAAGCCAAUCUCUGUCAGCUGGGCUUCUACCCCCAGAAGGGAGAGAUGAAGCUUAUUGGAGAUCUCCACGCUAGGGCAAUGACCAAGAACAACAGCAACAAACUCCACCAUUCUCGCACUCUCCCUCAAAUCAUCAAUGAGCGAGGCAUGUCCAAAGUGUAG
Molecule: messenger RNA, 954 nt
Organism: Darwinula stevensoni
Lineage: Eukaryota; Metazoa; Arthropoda; Ostracoda; Podocopida; Darwinulidae
Source: the annotation of a GenBank genome assembly